AGGUGUCAUUGCCGUGACGCAGCCUCGCCGGGUGGCCGCCAUCUCUCUUGCCUCUCGAGUCUCGGACGAGAAGAGAACUGAACUCGGGAAGCUGGUACCUCACCUCCUCCUCUAACGGCCGCCGCCCGCUCCCCUCGUGGUGCUUUCCCGGCAAGACUCCUGUGCUGGGAGCCCUGUUCUUGCCACGGCCGCUCAGGCCUGCCUCCGAGUCUGUCACCGGCUCUCGCGCGUCGCAGGGCCGACAGGCUGUCUGUGCCACGUACUUCGCUUUCAGUCUGUUGGCAAGUCGGAUAAAUUAGCUGUUUUCCUGAGCAUUUUUAAGGCUUCAGUAGCCUCUAAGUGUCUUGUCUGUCCAUCUGCGAGAUGGUUGGCUACAGCGUGCGCUUCGAGGACGUCAGCUCCGAUGACACCAGGAUCAAGUUCCUGACGGACGGCAUGCUUCUUCGGGAAGCGAUCUCGGACUCCCUGCUCCGGAAGUACAGCUGUGUCAUCUUGGACGAAGCCCACGAGCGGACCGUCCACACGGACGUGCUCUUCGGGGUCGUGAAGGCGGCGCAGAAGCGGAGGAAGGAGCUGGGGAGGCUGCCUCUCAAAGUGAUCGUGAUGUCCGCCACGAUGGACGUGGACCUCUUCGCUCAGUAUUUCAGCGGGGCGCCCGUGCUCUACCUGGAGGGGCGGCAGCACCCCAUCCAGGUGUUUUACACCCGACAGCCUCAGCAGGACUACCUGCACGCCGCCCUGGUCUCCGUCUUCCAGAUCCACCAGGAGGCCCCGCCCUCCCAGGACAUCCUGGUGUUCCUCACCGGCCAGGAGGAGAUCGAAGCCAUGAGCAAGACCUGCCGGGACAUCGCCAGGCACCUCCCGGACGGCUGCCCCUCCAUGCUGGUCCUGCCUCUCUACGCCUCCCUGCCCUACGCCCAGCAGCUCCGCGUCUUCCAGGGGGCCCCGAAGGGCUGCCGCAAAGUGAUCAUUUCCACCAACAUCGCCGAAACAUCCAUAACCAUCCCAGGAAUAAAAUACGUAGUCGACACCGGCAUGGUCAAAGCAAAGAAGUAUAACCCCGACAGCGGCCUGGAGGUGCUGGCCGUGCAGCGCGUGUCGAAGACCCAGGCCUGGCAGCGCACGGGCCGGGCCGGCAGGGAGGACAGUGGCGUCUGUUACCGACUCUACACAGAGGCCGAGUUCGAGAAGUUUGACAAGAUGACGGUGCCGGAGAUCCAGAGGUGUAACCUGGCCAGCGUGAUGCUGCAGCUCCUGGCCAUGAAAGUCCCCAACGUGCUCACCUUUGACUUCAUGUCCAAGCCCUCCCCAGAGCACGUCCAGGCGGCUGUUGGGCAGCUGGAGCUGCUGGGCGGCCUGGAGCGGAGGGACGACCAGCUCACCCUGACGCCGCUCGGGAGGAAGAUGGCAGCUUUCCCCUUAGAGCCCAGGUUUGCCAAAGCCAUCCUCCUGUCCCCCAAGUUCCACUGCACGGAGGAGAUGCUGACCAUCAUCUCCCUGCUGUCCGUGGACAGCGUUCUGUACAACCCUCCCUCCCGGCGCGACGAGGUGCAGGCCGUCCGCAGGAAGUUCAUGUCCAGUGAGGGCGACCACGUCACGCUGCUCAAUGUCUACCGGGCCUUCAGAAACGCCAAUGGAAACAAGGAUUGGUGCAAAGAGAAUUUUAUCAACAGCAAGAACAUGAUGCUGGUAGGCGAAGUCCGAGCACAGCUGAGGGACAUCUGCCUGAAGAUGUCGAUGCCCAUGGUGUCCUCCCGCGGGGACAUGGAGAGCGUCCGCCGCUGCCUGGCCCACAGUCUGUUCAUGAACACGGCCGAGCUGCAGCCCGAUGGCACCUACGCCACCACGGACACGCACCAGCCGGUGGCCGUCCACCCCUCGUCCGUCCUCUUCCACUGCAAGCCGGCCUGCGUCGUCUACACGGAGCUGCUCUGCACCAACAAGUGCUACAUGCGGGGCCUGUGCGUGGUGGACGCGGCGUGGCUGUGGGACGCCGCCCCCGACUACUUCCGGAGGCGGCUCCGGGCUGCCCGGGACUGAGCCCGCCGCGGCCUGACCGCCAGGAGCUCGAUCCGUGUGUUCCAACUCCCGAGGCCAAGCCGCGGACGUGGGCACCGACCUUUACGUGGCGGGAACCUCAGCAUUGUGCAUCCGGUUGCUGCUGGGGGCCUCCGGGUGACCACGAGCCUCGCUCCGCCGCUGACGGGUGGGGGCACGGGUGGUGGGAGCAGCGCUGACGGGGGCGGGGAAGGAGAGAACCAGGUCCCCACCUCGCCCGUGCUGAGCCGUCAGGCCUGACAGACAGUUUUCUCUGUGAUGGAACUUGAGUCCAGAGUCCAGGUCCCCGGUGACUGAGGGGACUUUCUGGAAGGGACCAUAGCAGGUUGCUGGGCUGUCUGUACCUUCUGUAGAAGCCUGAGGAGGGGGCGCUGCUGUCCCGCCUCCGGGGCUGGCCCCCCUGAACCUUGUCUAGGGGUCCCCAGUCCUGGGCUGGCCCCCUCCUGAACCUCAUGCCCGGGGUCCUCAGAGCCCCUGUGGCACAGACCCCAUCUGCACUUUCGGGAGACGUGGGAGUUUCCCGGUGAAGGCUGAUUUUUAGCUUCUGAAUCACAUCGGGUGUAGAUGUGGGAUACUGACCCCAUGGUUCAGUGGCUCCAGCGUGGCCCGAGGCCCCUGUUCUCUCGAGCUGGACACCUGUGACCCCCACGGGCAUCAGGACUGGCCGGAGCGCUGUGGGGACGGCUGGGGGGAGGGGCCGGCUCUUCCCACCCGCCGCACAUGGGGUCUGUGCUCUUGUGUCCACGUGCUGUCUGGGGCCCUCUUCCUUCCUGGGGACGUGGGGGUGGCCUGGCCCAACUGCUUCCUCCCUGUGCAGGACCCCCGCACCCCGGGCCUGUUUCCACAGGUGUUCCAGGGGCUCGCAGGGUCUCCGGUCUCUUCCCUGCACUGUGUCCUGAGAAGGGAAAAGGCACCAAAGGUUGCUCUGGGCCAUUAAAUUAUGAAAAGCCGGUAAUCUUUCCCAGACAGCGUUUUGCCCUAAAAGAAGCUGAUUUAGCCCUUUUUUGUGCGUCGUUGGUCUACACCGACACUGUGUGGUGUUUUGGUCGUUCUGUACGCAGUGGGCCAUGUGGUUUCCAGGCAGGGGCCACGGCCGGCCUUCACUCUGGGCCUGGGAGCCCUCCUCCCACUGGUGUGCUCCGGCCGCACUCAUCCUUCGGCCUGUCCCUCCGUCCUUGUGUCCGUCUGACCCGGCUUCCAGCACUGGCCGGGCCCAGGCAGCCGCCAGAGCACCUGGACGGACUUCCGUUGGGAACAGUGACGUGCAGGCCAGCUGGGACCCGACAGGGCCGCGAUGCCCCGUUUUACCGAAUUCCUUCCUCAGAUCACCUUCUUUAUGGUUACUGACUUUCUGACAGGGUUUUCAGAAAAAUUUUUAAGUGUAUUUUUCUCACUUCUUAAUAGAGGUCUGGGAUGGUCAACCCAACUUGCCAAAAGAAAAAAUUGUACUUUUAAUAAAACAUGAAUCAUGUUGGUAAAAAAGCUGGGAGUGGGUGAUGACAUUCCUCAGAAUUUGUUAUGCAAAUUCUGUCUAGAGUGUCCUCUGGGGCAAGGGAAGCUUAACCUGCGGUGGUUGAUGCCCUGCGUCAGCACCAGAGCACUUCCCAGAAACGGGCGUCGUGUCCUGAGCAGGAGUAGGGGCUCAGUAGCUUCCAAAAAGCUUUGUUUCUGUACAGAAAACCGUUACCAUUGGAACGUUCUGGUAGAGUUUUAAUAUGGUAGUUUUUUUAACUGGGCUUUUAAUCCAGCUGCUCAGAAAUUGGAGAACCCAGUCUGACUACGCACGGCUACAAAGAAAGAAACAGGGGGUCUAGCACUUUCUUUAAAAAGUGAAAUGUUUCAUAAUGAUGUUGCAGAUGCAAUCAUGAGUUUCUACUAUUCACUUGGUAAAACCUCUGGGGUGAGACCCCCUCCCCCCACCCUGUGAAAUCUGUCUGGACGGUAAACACACAGCGCCCUCCAGCCCAUCGCAUGUCCCAGGGCUCCGGGCGAAGGGAAGCACGCAGGGCGGGCCAGAGUCCCACCAGGAGGGACCCCCAAGCCGCGGUGAUGAGAGCCCUUUCUCGGCGUGGCCUCUGCGGGUCAUGAAGAGCUCCCGCUCCGGGGUCGCUGGUGAUGCGCUGGGACUCCGAGGUCCAUUCACUCUCGAAUCCGCAACCACUUGGACUAGCCCGGCCCGCAAGGUGGGGUCCCUUCCGCGUUCGAGGAGACGCUGUGCCCGUGGGUAAGCAAGGGUGUGAUUAGCGUUUGAUCAGGACGUUCUAACUUGCAGGAGAAAACCCCGACUUUGUUCAGGUUUCUCUUGGGUUUUCAGAGCCUGUUCUCAGACAGCCCGCCGGACAGACUAGACAGAAACCUCUCGUGUGUGAUGCUCCGGUUUGCACAUGCCUCAUAGCCAUUAAAGAGAACUCUCCUACGUGA
Suricata suricatta (meerkat) is the source of this 4479-nucleotide messenger RNA. RefSeq names its product DEAH-box helicase 33 (gene DHX33). NCBI's taxonomy places the organism in Eukaryota, Metazoa, Chordata, Mammalia, Carnivora, Herpestidae. The transcript is spliced from 11 exons. Gene Ontology annotation, molecular function: RNA binding. The coding region runs from base 364 to 2040 and encodes 558 amino acids. Gene Ontology annotation, cellular component: intracellular anatomical structure; nucleolus. Gene Ontology annotation, biological process: positive regulation of transcription by RNA polymerase I. The record is from RefSeq and is a predicted model, not a curated record.